AUGAAGCGAUCCGCUCUGAUAUUUCUUUGGUGCCUCCUGCAGCUGGCCUCCUGCGACUGCGACUUUAACCCCGGAGGUGUUGACUGGAAUGGCUUACAGUAUGACGAAAACUGCAUUGAAUUAGCCGGUGGUAGCAACGAUCGGCUUGCCGUCUGCCUCUUGCAACGGAUAUCUAUCAAUCAAAUGCUUAAAUGCGGCUUCUGGCACAUGAAUCGAAUGUAUACCCUUCAUGUCAGGCGGGGCAGUCCCGAGGACGGGCUUCAGCUCUUGGAUGUGGAGCGAGACGAAAAUAAUACAGAGGAUAACAACGAUGGCAUGGUCAAAGUGACGCCAAAAGACGUCAUGCUGAGCGUUGCAAUGAAAUGUGAGGAAUGCAAAGUAGCCAGGAGCAUUCACAACUGUCCUUACAACAACAAGUCACAGUUCAAAGCGUGUCUGUGUUGUGAGGGUGUCAGGCCUACUCACAUUCAGUGUCUACAUGACUGUCUCGGCAGCAAGGGACUGUUCAUUGAUUAUAGGAACUGGGUGGAGCCACAAUAUAGCUGCGACGCGAUAUGCCCAUAUAGUAGCAAUGGGAUUAUGGUUAGAGACGUCCUCGAGGGUCGACCAUGCCAUCAAUACUACCAUGUCGUAAACGGCUACCUGGUUGAACACGACAUUUGCUCCUCGGAUAAUAGUCAGUGGGUUCUUGGAGUUCGAGGCGAAGAUCGUUUGACCUUAACGAUGAAGAGUUAUGACUCGGCUCCAACACUGGACGCUACGACAGACAUGUCUCGCUCGGCCACCAACACAUUCAGUACAAAGUCCAUGAGUCACUUCUCGGGGUAUAGCACGGCCGCCACUCGAUCACUGGCGCAUUUCGAGACAACGACAUACUCUCCUCAACCUACUACCACCACGUCUGAGAAUGUGGGGUCCUUGAUCUUCGGCCAUGGAGCAAAAACGAUUGCGGCAACCUCCUUCUCUCUGAUUCUUCUACUGAAUUAA
Molecule: messenger RNA, 987 nt
Organism: Clonostachys solani
Lineage: Eukaryota; Fungi; Ascomycota; Sordariomycetes; Hypocreales; Bionectriaceae
Source: the annotation of a GenBank genome assembly